Messenger RNA from Tuber melanosporum (Perigord truffle), 132 nucleotides. RefSeq lists its product as uncharacterized. The transcript has a single exon. The record is from RefSeq and is a predicted model, not a curated record. Lineage: Eukaryota; Fungi; Ascomycota; Pezizomycetes; Pezizales; Tuberaceae. The coding region runs from base 1 to 132 and encodes 43 amino acids.
AUGACUACCGGUACUAUUACAAGCACCACCCACCUAUCAUACCGAACCCAUUCCCUGCGAGAUCUAUCGUACGGGCAACAGAGCAGAGAGAAAGAGCCCGAGAAUCUCCGACCCGUACGUCAAAAACCUUAA